Molecule: messenger RNA, 2709 nt
Organism: Parnassius mnemosyne (clouded apollo)
Lineage: Eukaryota; Metazoa; Arthropoda; Insecta; Lepidoptera; Papilionidae
Source: the annotation of a GenBank genome assembly
AUGACGAGCAUUGAAAACAUUCCUUCAGUAAAUAAUGAUUCAGAGAUGGAAGAGGGAGAAAUCGUUGAUGAUUUGGAUGAUCUUUCGGAUAUAUCUUCGGAGGAAGAAUUCUUACUUAGACAACGAUUACAAGUGUUAGAAAAUUAUAAUAAUGUCCUUGAAAGAAAGAAGGCAAAAAGGGCAUCAAUUUCGCAAGGUGAUCAUGAAAGAAGAACAGAAAUGCUUUUACAUGAUCUUUCGGAAAUAUCAGCAACUGAUUUUGAAGAUAAUGUUCCAAUUAAGGACCUUAAAUAUUCAAAAGGCCAAACAUAUCCAAAAUCAAAUCAUAGACAAAAGAAAGUAAAUCUACACAACGGUCAAGGGAAAGGAAGAGACUACAAGAAAAAAAGUAAUCGUAAAAGAAGAUUAGAGGUAAAAGUUGUAAAUCAAUCAAGUGAAGAAUCUGAUGAUGAGUACAGAAAUAAAAGACGUAAAUUAGCAAAUGCAGUUACUUUUAAUAAAGCAAAAGGGGACACUACCUCUUUAAAAGCUAGAUUGAAGAAGAUGCUCUGUGGAUCAAAUAAUAAAGAAUAUAUAAGUGUUGAGAAUAUAGAAAUUAGUAAUAUGGUAGAAAAUUUGGUUGAGGAUUAUAGUGUCGAAAAAAAUGGGGAAAACAACAGUGUGAAGAAAAUAGAAGAAAACAACAGUGAAACCCCUUUUGAAAUAAUAGAAAUAGAUUGUCAAAAAAAGAUAGACACAACUCAACUUGAAAAAGAUAAAGAAAAAGCGCAAUCUCCGUUUGAACUAAUAGAUUUGUGCUCUGAAGACAGCAAAGAAAUUGAAACGCCUGUGACAGAAAUGGUAACUCAAGAUAUGGUAGAUUCAAAUAUCAAAGAAAACAUAGAAGUGAUAGAAGGGAAUAAGAUUGAUAAACAGGAUUCGGACGAUGAGCUUGAAGUGCUUCGUCAACAUGCUCUCAAAACAAAAAGCUUAAAAUUAAAACCAGAUAUCCCAAAAGAAUCAGCUGCAGCUCCAAAUAAACCAACGUCUGAAGAUGAUGAUAGCGAUACUGCUGAAUUGAGGCUUAUUUGCCUUAAAUCGGCUUUUCUAAAAAAAGCAAUUGAAAUGAAAUUUAAACAGAAAUUAAGAAAAAGAUUAAAAACAAAAUCUACAAGUUUGCAGGAUGAUUUAAUGAUUGAUCAUGAGGAAUUGGGCAAUGUUACAGACGUCGAAAAUAAUACUGAUAUAGAAUCAGUUGAUAUGGAUAUAGGAUCCGAUGGUGAAGACAAAGCAAAAGAAUUGCCUGUAAAUUGUGGCGAGCAUACAGAACACAAACCUUUAUCAGAUAUUAGUAAAACUGUUACUACUCCAUAUACUUCUAAAGAAGAUGAAUUUGAAGAAGAUGAAGAUCUGUUAAGAGCAAAAUUAUUAACAUCUUUGACUAAAAAUUUACCAAAUUUGGUGGACAUUGGUGUGGUUAAUAAAAUAGACGAUUCAACAAGUAUUGAGAAAACUUCAGCUAAACCUCAAGUCAAACAGAAUGUUUCAGAAGAAAAGAAGUUUAUUAUUAACUUAGGUGACUCUGAUUCUGAAGUUGAACAUGAAGCUACAAAAAAUUUAACUAAGAUGCAUAUGAAAUUAUCAGAGCAAGUAGAUUUUCAGCAAAAACUAGAUUUAUUCCUAAAGUCAACGCGGAUGAAAGUUGAAAGCACUAAACUACCCGAUGUUGUGCAGCAACCAUCAGAUACUAAGCCGCAUGUUAAAUAUGUUGCUAAGGCAGUAAACCAUUUACCUAAAUCUGAACAAAUAGAGUAUAAAAAUUUGGUUAAAAGAAUGGCUGAGUUAGAGAAGAUAAAACAAGCAAGACAGUCAUUAACUAUGUCACAAAAUGUCACUUCAGUACUUAAAGAAACUUUAAAGCCUAGAAAUGUUGCCGUGGAAAAUAGAAAUCUUACCAGUAAUAAUUUGGAGGAAAAAAUUGCAGAGUCAAGAAAAAACAUAGCAGCAGAAUCUGCAAAAAUGCUUAAACUAAAAGAAGAAGGUACAAAACUGCUGCAGAAAUAUAAAAUAGUCGCAACAGAGCUACGAAAUAUAUCGACUGCAAUUACGCUAAACAAAAAAGAACAAAGGACUGUACAAAAUAAGUUGUCAAGAAUCAGAGCGCAGCAUCAAAUGUUAUUAAAAAGCUCAAAUUUUAAACAUUCCACUGGAGGACUGCUAGUAAACCAAACUAAUAACAAAAUUAUUACUAAUAAAUUACAAAAAGAAAAUAAUCCCACUAAAGAUGAUCAUAAAGUCUCUACCAUGCUCAAGGCAGUGAAAGUAAGUUUCGUCAAUGACUUAAGUAAAGAAAAUACUGGAGUUGAUUCCAAACUGUCUGUCCAAGUUGAUACAAAAAGUAAUAAAAAAGUUGUUAAACUGCCUAAGAGUCCAGAAAAAGACAGAAUCGUUAAUUUGGUUGAAAAAAAUUUAGAUAAUAAGGAAAGGAUAGAAGCCGUUGCUUCUGAAGAAAAAUCUACUUGUGAUGAAGAAAUUCCGAAAACUAGUUGCUCAAGUGGUCCUGAAAAAAAAGACAAUAGUGUGAAUGAUUAUCGGUCUCCACUUGAAGCAUUUGGAAGAACCACUUGGAAAGAAGACCCAAACGCGUUUCUCUGUCCUUACGAGGUCGGCGGCAGUUGCAGGGACUCAGAUUGCAAAUUCCUUCACCCUAAAAUCCCAUCACGUCAAUGA